AAGCCUAAACAUCGCCUUUUGCUUGAUUCCCUUGUCUGUCGGGUGCGAAAUCGCAGUGUGCUUGGAACCAUGCAGAUCUUCGUGAAGACCCUGACGGGCAAGACCAUCACGCUCGAGGUCGAGAGUUCUGACACUAUCGAUAAUGUGAAAACCAAAAUUCAAGACAAGGAGGGAAUUCCUCCGGACCAGCAGCGUCUCAUCUUCGCCGGCAAGCAGCUCGAGGAUGGCCGCACUCUGGCUGACUACAACAUCCAGAAAGAGUCUACCUUGCAUUUGGUGCUGCGCCUUCGAGGUGGCAUUAUUGAGCCCUCGCUCAUGGCCUUGGCCAGGAAGUACAACCAAGAAAAGAUGAUUUGCAGGAAGUGCUAUGCUCGCCUCCACCCUCGCGCUGUGAACUGCCGCAAGAAGAAGUGUGGACACAGCAACCAGCUCCGCCCAAAGAAGAAGAUCAAGUAGAUGUUAGGGCUUGCUCAUGUAUACACCUGUCAAGGUUAUAUUCCUAGUGGGUUUAUGACUUCACGCAAUUCUGUUGUGUACCUCUCUGGUUCCGAUGGAAAGAUUAAUACCAUGUGUGGCUGGGGCCUUGAAUUGCUCUUCAGGAUCUUCUCUUUGUA
Molecule: messenger RNA, 614 nt
Organism: Physcomitrium patens
Lineage: Eukaryota; Viridiplantae; Streptophyta; Bryopsida; Funariales; Funariaceae
Product: ubiquitin-ribosomal protein eL40 fusion protein
Biological process (GO): translation
Cellular component (GO): ribosome
Molecular function (GO): protein binding; structural constituent of ribosome
Source: RefSeq, a predicted model, not a curated record